Strongylus vulgaris is the source of this 593-nucleotide messenger RNA. The record is from the annotation of a GenBank genome assembly. NCBI's taxonomy places the organism in Eukaryota, Metazoa, Nematoda, Chromadorea, Rhabditida, Strongylidae.
AUGAGGACUACGGUAUUUGCACCACAUGUAGCUCAUUCUACUUGGGCUGCUGGCUCAAGCCCAGCUUACCCGUCAGACAUAGUUGAUCUUAUGGCAGAGAGGAAUAUACUUCAAGAGGGAUUUGAUGAUAUCGAAUACACGCUUCCACACAAUAUGGCUAAUAACACGGCACGAGUGGAUCCGAGGUACGAAUCAUUGCCGGAUGAUUUCUGCUGGGACCCAAACACGAAAUCAUUUGGAGAUCCCGUUAAUCGGCCUGAAAUUAGAUAUCCGACAGUCGAAUUCAUUGCUCCGAAUGAAUACAUGUUACGACCACCACAACCUGCUGUCUACGUUUUCGUUUUGGAUGUCAGUGCUGCUGCAGUUGAAGCAGGAUAUCUGUUUGCGUUCUCUGAGCAGCUUCUUAUCAAUUUGGAUCAGCUUCCUGGAGAUGACAGGACUCAGGUUGCAUUUGUCGCUGUUGAUUCAAUGGUGCACUUCUUCCAGUUCAGCUCAGGAUCUCGACGUCUACCAAAAGAGCUAAUUGUUGACGAAGUUGAUGGUUUGUGUUUCUUAUUUACUUUUGGAAUUACAUAUAUAUCCGAAGUUUAGAG